CACCAUUUCAGCUUCUUACUUGGGUGAUUAAACUUGUGGGUUUUGUUUGGAGUCAUGGAAAGAAGAAGGAUUUGCAUUAUUUUUCUCUGUUUCACCAUUGCUACUGCCUUUUCUUUAACCAUUUGUGAUGCAAGGAAGAAAACGGGUUCAUUCAAAGUUGUAAAACACCCAAGAAGAAGUUCAAUAAUCAAGACCACAAAGAAGUUGAAGGUGAUGAGCUCUCUAUAUUCACUAUUAGGCACCAAUGCAUUGAUGGAUUCAUCAUCAUCCAAUACUCAACCUUAUGUUGGCUCACCAUUUAAUUUGCCACCUUAUGAUUCACUAGGCCCAAUUUCUUUGCCCCAAAAUGCCCCUCCAUAUUGUAUUUAUCCCCCAUCAACUCCACAAUCUCCAUCUACAACAGUCCCAACUCCAAUUACAUUAUUGCCACCACCAGCAACUUCAUCAUCUUAUAUCCCUCCAAGCCCAUGUGUCGCAGUCCCGAGCCCACCCAAAACUUUUCUGAGCCCUCCAAGCAGUGUUCCCAACCGACCAGAAUCUUAUGUGAGCCCACCUUAUAUUGAGCCCAGCCCACCAAGUUUUACACCUGGCCCACCCACUAACAUUCCGUCUCCUAUGGGCUUUGUGCCAAGCCCGCCUGUUUUUGAGCCACCGAUUGUGUUCCCUCCACCCGCGGUGCCACCACCUCGAAACACGGCCCCAACCUCGGCCCUUUGGUGCGUCGCCAAGCCCUCGGUGCCCGACCCGAUUAUUCAAGAAGCGAUGAACUAUGCUUGUGGGACGGGAGCAGACUGCGAUUCGAUCAAGCCCAGUGGGUCUUGCUUCGAGCCCAAUACAUUGUUUGCCCAUGCAUCAUUUGCUUUCAAUAGUUAUUGGCAAAAGACCAAGGUAGGUGGAGGCACAUGUGAGUUUGGAGGAACAGGCAUGCUAGUAACUCUUGACCCAAGCUAUGAUGGGUGCCAUUUUGAAUACUAUUAAAGUUAUGGAAGACAAUCGAGAAUCUUUUUGGAGCAUACAAGAUAAUAAAAAAAUUGUAGAAAACAGAUCUCCCUAUCUCUCACACACAUAAGUAUUGUUCAGAUAAUUUUUUUUGUAAGUAAUUAUGUGUAUAUAUAUAUAUAUACACCUAUAUAUUUCUUAGGUGGGUCCAAUCUGAAUUCAGGUUUACAAGUGUUUUUUUGGGAAGUUAUUAUUGUCA
Molecule: messenger RNA, 1198 nt
Organism: Tripterygium wilfordii
Lineage: Eukaryota; Viridiplantae; Streptophyta; Magnoliopsida; Celastrales; Celastraceae
Product: leucine-rich repeat extensin-like protein 5
Exons: 3
Coding region: 55-978 (307 amino acids)
Source: RefSeq, a predicted model, not a curated record